This is a messenger RNA of Ornithodoros turicata, 4119 nucleotides long. Its product is annotated as mitotic checkpoint serine/threonine-protein kinase BUB1 beta-like. Gene Ontology annotation, molecular function: ATP binding; protein kinase activity. The record is from RefSeq and is a predicted model, not a curated record. Gene Ontology annotation, cellular component: nucleus. Gene Ontology annotation, biological process: mitotic spindle assembly checkpoint signaling; meiotic sister chromatid cohesion, centromeric; protein phosphorylation. NCBI's taxonomy places the organism in Eukaryota, Metazoa, Arthropoda, Arachnida, Ixodida, Argasidae. The transcript is spliced from 22 exons. Bases 149 to 3598 code for a protein of 1149 amino acids.
UCUACGCAUGCGCUUUGUCUAUGAUAUUAUUGAAACGCGCCACGAUCCGCGCGGGGCAACCGUUUGACAUUUAUUCCCGGGCGAAUUUAAACCUUAUCAUCAGUGUUUGAACUCUGUAUAUCGCUGACGGCUGGUUCCGGAUACCGAGAUGACGGACAGUGAGCACCAGUGGGAGCUCACAAAAGAAAAUAUCCAGCCGUUAAAGCAGGGACGUGCCAUGUCGUCCCUACAAGUCGCAUUGGUUCCCCAGUGUCGCGAUGCACUGGAAGACCGAAGAAGAGAAUUUGAAGCAGAACUGCGCACGUACUCGGGAGACGACCCUCUUCACGUCUGGCACGAGUACAUGCUCUGGAUCGAGCAGCAUUAUCCUGCUGGAGGUCACAAAGUGCACAUGCCUGGGCUACUGGAAAAAUGCAUCCAGCAGUGUUUCGACAAUCAGAAAUACGAGAAAGACCCUAGGUUCUUGGACGUUUGGCUACGAUAUGCCACCUUGGUUAAUGACACCACAGAGGUGUUCAAGAUGAUGCUCCGGAGGAACAUAUGUACCUCGAUGGCAAAGUUUUACGUGGCUGUUGCGAAUCACCACGAGUCAAUGGGCAACUUUCGUGCAGCAUCUGCUAUGCUAGAAGAAGGAUUACAGCGUGGUGCUCAACCAGCCUCUGUGCUACACACUGCAAAAAGCCAACUGGAAGUGCGUGUGGGGCGCAGUGUUAGAGAGGCAGUAGAAGAUGGACACAGCACCGAACAAAGGGAAGGUGAAAUGCUUCCUCCUGCAGACCAAGAGUUGCGCACUGUGUUGGGUGCACUGAAGCCUCAUGGAAAGAAAGCCGUCGUUGGAACCACACGCGUUGGAGACUUCAAGCUUUCCAUGCAAGGUGGUGUGUCCGCAUGUCUACCAAGUGGAGAUACAAGGCCAACAGGAAAUAAAAGAAAGGUGCAAGUGCUUGACGAAAACAAACCAUCAACGUCGUCCGCUGUGGUCAGCGCACCAACAGCUUUCACAGAAGCAUCAAAGGAAAGCAAAGAAAAUGCCCAACAGGCAGGAAAAUGGUCCAAAGCAAAGGCUCCUCAAAAACGAGUACCAGUGAGUACUGUACAACAAAAGUUUCAAAUACACGAGGAAGAGAAUGCAAAUGUGCUGGCGCCAUUGCCCAGUGUGCUGCCCCCUAAUGUUUUGAGCUCCCACAAGUCCACCGAAUUCGCCGAUUGGGUUACUCCACGAAUGCUUUUUGAACCACAAGAUCCGAGCAAAAGGGUCAUGUAUGACAAGGGCAAGGUUUAUGCCGGUACUACGGAGUUUCAAUUUGAAGAAAUACGCUUUGCCAAGAUGCAAGCUCAGCAGCUUGAACAGGAAAGACGAGAAAAAGAAGCUGCAAGGGACCAAGAAAUUCAAGAGCUUCGGGCAAAGGUGGAGAGUUUGACGCGUCUUCUGUCAAGACUGCAAACUGGUGGAAGUGCAAACGCCGAAAGGAUCCGAGCACUGAAAGAGAACAUAACAAUGGCUGAACAGUCUAUUUUAUCUGAAAAUCAUCAAAACAUCCCUGCAUUACCCAGACAGCACACACCAGAAUGUGAGACGUCAUCGUCAUCUUGUGGAGUGGCUACUGACAACUCUUCUCAGCAACGGUGCAAGGACAGUGCAACCGCAGACUUGUCACGUGUCGUACGUGGGCUUUGGGAUGGCACCCUGUCGACGGAGGAGACUGGCGCUACCAACCAUUUGGAAGCAGCGGUUGUGGCCAAGAGGGCUGCUGCAUUUGAAAUAUUUGCAGACCCUACACAGUUAGUGAAUGCCCCUCACCCUGAAAAUGAAGUAGUGAGGACAGAAAACAACGUUGCUACACAGGGCGUGGAAAAUGUGCCAUGUGGUGUUGAAGAAAACGCAGAUGAAGAGCACGACGAGAACUGUGCUCCAUACGGCUAUGUUCCUCCUCCAAAGCUCUUGCGAAGGCUGUCUGGCAUUCUGCAGCCAUCUGAAGAUAUACCUGUUGCUCCAAUUGACGAACAAGAUGGAAAGGUCCAGAAUGAUGAUGACAUGGCUGGCAUCCACCCAUUUCACGACGACGUCAACGUAACGAACUUUGGAUCCAGCAGUGCCUUCCUGAAAAAGAAAACGUCCACGCCAUUUCCGACGGAGGAGAAGCAUGAGGUCGAAGACUUCACGGUGGGGCCGCUGGCAGCAUUGAACGCUGUGCGUAUUCCUGGAGAAAUUAAAGGACUUGACCAGGGUGUUAGCACAAUGCCACAUCCUAACACCACCCUGAACCAGCCAACACGUGAUUUGAGCGUUAUCCUAGAAUGUAGCAAGGAAACCUCCAGCAAGUCGGGAUCUUCGAGCAGCGGAAGCAGUGCUGCUUCAAUCAGCGGACAUGCAACUAGUGUCUGGGCAUCUCGCCAGCAGACUGUGCCGCUGAGCGCCGUAGAAGAACAAGUUGAAGAAACCAACCAUGUGACCACAGGAUGCAACAGUCGGGCUGAUGAAAGUAUCCAUCUUUCUUCCGCACCUUUAAACCCAUUUGAUAAAGAUGUACAGAAUGCCUUCAUGGCUCACUUGGAAGUCCCCCCAGAAGACCGUCCUGGGUUCAGUUACUUGGACCACAAUGUGCCACCGUUGCGUCCCGGCAGCAGCAUUACGAUUGGCAGUCAAGGUGACCAGUAUUAUGUGUCAAAGCAGGUGGCCCAAGGGGCAUACGGCAAAGUGUACCACGCAAAAUUGCUUCCAGAGGGCAGCAUUCUCAUGGAUGAUGAGACUUGCCCAGAGGAGGCUGUCGCAGACGUAGUUCUGAAGGUGGUCAAGCCAUGUGAUAAUUUGUGGGAGUUCUGCAUCAUGGCGGAACUAGCGGCGCGACUAACUGCUUCAGGGUUGCCAUCUGUGGCCAGGUCAGUGGCUUCUGCUUAUGUUGGAGCCUUCUACAAGAAUGGUAGCGUCCUGGUCAUGCCCUACUGCCAAUAUGGGACACUGCUUGACCUGGUCAACGUGUUCAAGCAUCGUGGAGAGUCUGUCCCGGAGUGCCUCACACUAUAUUUCACACUCGAGAUGCUGAUAGUGCUCGCAAAAAUGCACAGCGUCGAGAUCAUUCAUGGAGACGUGAAGCCUGACAACAUUCUGAUAUUGGACUUCCCAGAUGAUUCUGGAUGCACCAGCAAUUUGGCUAAGGAGACGUCCUGCAUCUACUUCACGGACUUCGGGCGAGGCAUCGAUAUGAGACAGUAUGAACGUGGAACAACUUUCAAUUGUGUUGUAGACACUGAUGGCUUCCAGUGUGUCGAAAUGAAAGAUGGGCGGCCUUGGACAUACCAGACUGAUUGGUAUGGGUUUCUGGGAUGCGUCCACACCCUACUAUUCGGCACUUACAUGGAGACUCAGAAGAAGGCUGACGGAACUUGGGACAUCAAACAGAGGCUAAAAAGGUACUGGAAGCAGGACAUAUGGGGCAACCUGUUCACUACCCUGCUCAACAUCCCAAGCUGUUCUGAAAUCCCCGAUGUCACACCCUUUAUUUGGGCCAUUCAUGCAGCACUCCAAGAGGGCAAGGCUGUGCAGGAACUUAUCAUACGUGCGAAAAAGGCGAAGUACUGGAUGAACAAAACUCUGUGAAUCACUUCCCAUUUACUAGACUGUAUUUCGUGUGCUGUGCACAUCAUAUUUGCUCGUGCUGUACUUCAUCAAAGAAAUUUAAUUCAUUGAAGUGUUAGUAGCAUAAAUACAACUCUUAUCGACAGAACAUUCUUGUGUUGGGAAAAAGAAACGCUGAAGAGACGGAGAGCCUGGGUCACUGCUGGUAGUUUCCAAAAAUGAAUGGGUUUAGUAUAUUGGUCUGUUGGUAACUCUGUGCCUGUAUUUCUGAAAGGAAAAUGUGACGAAAGGUGGUCAUCAGAGAUGGGGUCUACAAUGAAAUGAACAAAAUGUGUACUCACGUCCUUUCUGAUAUUGCUGAAGAGCAUUCUUACGUUCCUCAGCAUCAAAGUACCAGACAGUGAUGGCAAAUCUGCAGAAAUAAUCAAGUGUUGAAUGCAGUCCUGGUAUUUUUAUGUCAUCAGACUACGUUUGCAAAUCCAAAGAAACAAAGCUCUGUUGUACCUGACAAAAGUGAACAGUAAAAAAAAGACAGAAAAUCA